Molecule: messenger RNA, 9517 nt
Organism: Danio aesculapii
Lineage: Eukaryota; Metazoa; Chordata; Actinopteri; Cypriniformes; Danionidae
Gene: adcy9a
Product: adenylate cyclase 9
Exons: 10
Coding region: 1713-5882 (1389 amino acids)
Biological process (GO): adenylate cyclase-activating G protein-coupled receptor signaling pathway; intracellular signal transduction; cyclic nucleotide biosynthetic process
Molecular function (GO): adenylate cyclase activity
Source: RefSeq, a predicted model, not a curated record
CCCCCUCCCCUGUAUUUCAACACUGUACAGAACUCAAGUUGUCCACCCGCCGCACACCCACAACCAUCUUCCCCGAGUGCGCCCAGAACAUGGUGGUGGCGGAGCUCGUGAACGCAGCGCACGGGUAAAAGAGCCAGCCAGCGGGGUUCAACUCCAGCCAGAGCCGCCACACAAGCUCCAGCAGACGGGGAGGAGAACCGAGAGCGGACGGAAGAGGACGGCGGCGGUGUGCUCGCCUGGCAUGAGCUUUGCCCACGGAGGGAAAAAAAAGUGUUUCAGAGGAAUGCUGAACAGACAAAGUGGAGAUUAAAGAGGCGGAUAAUAAUAUUGGCGUGGGAUUUGAAGCAACGUGAGAUGUCAGUCUUGCUCUGAACUCCAGCAAUGUUAAACAACUGCCAGCCCGAUCAAACGACGUGAGGCCUGGGGAAGAAGAAGAAGAAAACUUUCGUCUUCAUUUCCAACACUUUAUAUGAGAUUUCUUCUAAGUGACUGGCUUUAGAAAGGAUUGCACAGAAACAAGGGUGUACUUUCCCUCAGCACACUUCAGCUUGUGUGAGCGCCUCGGUGUCAUCAGUGUUUAGUUCUUCUUGGAAGUUGAAAUCUUGAGUAUUAUUGGUCUUCUGGAGCUGGCAGAUAUGCACAGGCGCGCUUCGCCCUCGCGCUGAUGUCAUCUGGAGGUGUCACGACGUCGACUUGAGCCUGGAAGUGUUUAAUGCGCUUUGAAAGCUGGAAUAUUCACGGUUGACAUCCGGAGUGGGUGUUCAGGAAAGGACGGGGCUCCUCCAUGGGAAUAGGCCAUCUUCUGACCCUCGGCUUGGGCAGAAGUGCAUAAGUAGCGAGAUCUGCCCCGAGUUUUGACGGGAAACACAGGCAACUUCAGCGUCUUACUGUCAGGCGUUCACUUUUGUGAGGACCAUUAUGGUGCCAGAACCCAAGGGAGUAUGUUGUUAGAGAUGUUUUGCAACUUUUUGUUAUUUUUAUUUUUUUGAUUCUUUAAAGGGAAACAUGGCGCAUUUAAAAGAAGUUUUCUCUCAGAAAGUGGAUCUCUUCAACAGCUAACACUGUUGAUAAACCGCAACCAAAAGCAUUUGGUAUUUUUUCGACUUAAAUUUGGCAUUAGACCGAAGUUGAUAGUUCAAAAAAAUGUGUCAAAUCUGGCGUUUUUGAAAUAUGAAAUGUAAAUGUAUGUUAUGUUUGCAUAUCACUUGGAAAGGGAAAUUAAAUUCAAAUAUUGUCGAGCAUUGGAGAGGGUGUAUGAGGGACAGCGUUGACUUGAUUGAUUAAAAACUAACUUAAAACUCUCUUUAACACUCUUUGUAAAUCAUUUUCUAAAUUUAAACUUUACGUAUUUAGUGUUGUGGUAUGAAAAGGGUAUUUUAAAACGAUGUUGUCGAAAAAGGAGGAUCAAGAAAGUGACAGUGCGUCAGUCGCGCGGACGGAGCAAAAGUACACACAUGCGCGUUCACGCGCCACUGAGCCACAGAAAUAUAAUGGAAUCCGAGUCCUGCUGACGUAAUCCCAGCACGGAUAAGGAACUGCUCAAGAGUCCAGGACAGUCCAUCUUCAUAGCGUGAAUGCACUUGGAGUUUGGUUCACGCUGGACUUUUUUCAAAUACAAACUUUGUUUUUUGUACUCCUUAAAAGCCAAGUGCCACUUCCCCUGAGCUGUCAACAGUUUGUGAUAUGUGAUAAUUAAUUGUUGUCUCAUUGCCAUGUCAUUGCCAGAGCAACAGCCGCUGCAUAAGACCGAGGUUUGGUGCGACAGUGAAGGAGGAGCAGUUACUGUGCGGAUAAACGACAGCCAUAAUCAGCAGGUGCGUCCAAACCAAUCUGUUGUCCCUGACAUGGGUUCCUCCAAACCCUGCAAAUACAGCAUCUCCUCAAGCUGUAGCUCAGGGGAGUUGGGUGUUCCUAGAGCAGUGAUGACUCACCUGAGCAGUCAGAGGAGGGUGCCCCCACUUUUUGAGAGGUCUGCCGCACAGUGCUGGGACCCCAAAUUUGACUCCCCCAUCCUGGAGGAGGCAUGCAGGGAGCGUUGCUUCCCGCAGAUGCAGAGAAGAUUCCGCUACAUCCUGUUCUACCUGGCCACCGCUGCACUCCUGUGGGGGAUAUACUUCGGGAUCAAUAGCACUAGGUGUGAGCCUACAAACUUCCUUGUCCCAACAUCAGGGUUUCUUAUACUGUGCCUCGUCCUCCUAUGGUUUACAUUCACAAAGCCUUAUACUCGAUUCUACAACCACACCUCCUUCCUCCUCACUGUCAUCAUGUUUGGCAUCACCCUGGCACCCCAGACUCAGACUGCUCACUUUGCUCAUUAUGACGGCCACAGAGCAGACAAUCAGUCACCACUACCUGUUUAUCAAAAUGCUUCUUGCAUAUCACCCGUUGGGACAUUUUCUCUCUGUAUGGAGGUGCUGCUCUUGCUGUACAGUGUGUUGCACUUGCCUCUGUAUGCCUCAGUGCUUCUAGGCCUGCUGUAUUCAGUGCUCUAUGAAGCGUUAGGCUGGUUGCACCUUGCUCAGUUGGACGAGAGUUAUGUUGGGUCAAGGGAAGGAAUUUCGGGCACACUCAGCUGGCUUGGCCCAGGCAAAUUCCUGCUGCACUUGUGUGCACAUGUCAUCGGCAUCCAUAUUUUCAUAAUGUCUGAAGUGCGCUCUCGGAGUACCUUUCUCAAAGUCGGCCAGGCCAUCAUGCAUGGGAAGGACUUGGAGGUUGAGAAGGCGCUAAAGGAGCGGAUGAUCCACUCUGUGAUGCCCUGCUCGGUGGCGGACGAGCUGCUGAAGCAGGGGGACGAGGAGAGCGAGAGCUCAGGGAAACGAUACAGCGCAGGUACGUGCUCCAUGGCCGCCGCAGCUGCCGUAACCUCAUCCAGCCCCAAAAGCCACAAGCGAAAGAAGAACUCCAUCCCUCGUGGACAGAUCAUUUUCAGGCCCUUCAACAUGAAGCGCAUGGAGCCAGUGAGCAUCCUCUUUGCUGACAUUGUGGGAUUUACCAAAAUGAGUGCCAACAAGUCUGCCCAUGCUCUGGUGGGACUCUUAAACGACCUCUUCGGCCGCUUUGACCGUCUCUGUGAGUUGACCAGCUGCGAAAAAAUCAGCACUCUAGGAGAUUGCUAUUAUUGUGUGGCGGGCUGUCCCGAACCGCUCACUGAUCACGCGUAUUGCUGUGUGGAAAUGGGGCUUGGGAUGAUCCAGGCCAUCGAGCAGUUCUGCCAGGAGAUGUCGGAGACGGUGAACAUGCGUGUCGGUGUGCACACGGGCACUGUGCUCUGUGGGAUUCUGGGAAUGAAGCGCUUCAAGUUUGACGUCUGGUCCAAUGAUGUCAACUUAGCCAAUCUCAUGGAGCAGCUGGGCGUAGCAGGAAAGGUGCACUUGUCGGAGGUCACAGCAGGUUUUCUGGACGACCGCUAUGAGAGGGAAGAUGGACGAGUGAUUGAACGUGUCGGGCACAGUGUCACUGAUCAGCUGAAAGGUUUAAAGACGUAUCUGAUCUCGGGUCGGAAGCUGGGCUCUCAGUGUGGAUGUUCACAGCUCAGUUUGGGCCAAGACUUUGGCGAGACGUUAAGUCCGUCCUCAAAUACACACACUCCAGAUCACACACACUGCCCCAUUGCAGAACCACCAUCGCAUGGCAAGGCUGGGUUUAUACCCUGUAGCAUCUCCAUAGACGUCGUUGACAAUCCAACAACAGAUGAGGCAACUCAAAAUGGCUGCCAGGACGAACAUCGAGCCAACAGCAGCAAGUUUCCCGCAGGUCGCAGUCCUAAAACCCUGAAUGGGCUGUUGAGUCCUCUGUGUGAGGAGCGGGUGAGAGUCAGCCAGUCGUCUCUGUGUGACAAACUCCAGGAGAAGGACCGCAGCUGGGCCGGAAGUCUGGCUGCAGAAGGCAAGGACCACUCGGCAAUCCUCCCGCUGCGCUCCAAAAACUUCAGAGAGAAAAGCGACGCGCACUUUGUGGAGGUGAUAAAGGAAGACAGUCUGAUGAAGGAUUACUUCUUCAAGCCGCCCAUUAACAAACUGAGUCUGAACUUCCUGGAAAAGUCUCUGGAGUCAGCUUACCGCACCAGCUACUAUGAGCAGGUGAUGAAUCAUGUGCCUGUUCAGACGUUUGCGAGUCCAGUGUUCAGCUCUCUGCUAGACGUCCUGCUGUCAUGUACUGUGUUUCUGGCUCUGACCAUGGCCUGUUUCCUCUACCCGCUGGUGUCCAUGCAGACGCCUCUGGCCGCCACACUGGGCCUGGCUAUCACUGCUGCGCUGCUGGAGCUCGUCUCGCUCCUUCUGUCCAUUCGUAUGAUCUUCUGUCUGGACGAUGUGCAGAACUGCAGUCGCUUUCUGCUGAAGCUGGUGUCUGGUUGGGUGCCGCGGCAUGUGAUCGGGGCUGUGCUUGUGUCACUUCCUGCUGUGUCAGUUUUCUCCCACCUGGCCUACAGUCUGCAGCUGCCCAUCCAGGUGAUAAUGUUCCUGUGCUGCGCUCUCAUUAUUGCCAUUAUCCAGUACUGUACCUUCUGCCAGCUGAGUUUCUGGAUGCGUUCAGCUCUGGCCACUGUCGCUGGUUUGUCUUUGCUCAUCCUGCUCUACAGCACCAGCACCACGACCAGCACCACUGAUACAUUUCCGAGUUUUGGAAAUAUCAGUAACCAGAGUGCACAAGUGGAUCUGUCAAGCGAAUCGAACUCUGUGCCCACAGCACUUGACCUGCUCGUCCUAGAGACUGUGCUCUCAUUCUUCCUUCUGCUGCUGCUAGUUUGGUUCCUCAACCGGGAGUUCGAGGUCAGCUACCGUCUGCAUUACCAUGGGAAUGUGGAAGCCGACAAGCAUCGCAUCAAGAUUCAGACCAUGCGAGAUCAAGCAGACUGGCUGCUGCGUAACAUCAUCCCCAUCCACGUCGCAGAGCAGCUGAAGGUGAAUCAGAGCUACUCUAAAAAUCACGACAACGUCGGGGUCAUCUUCGCAAGUAUCGUCAACUUCAGCGAGUUUUACGAAGAAAGCUACGAAGGUGGGAAAGAGUGCUACCGAGUACUCAAUGAACUCAUUGGAGACUUCGACGAACUGCUGCGUCAGCCUGCAUUCUCCAAUGUUGAGAAGAUUAAAACCAUUGGCGCCACCUACAUGGCGGCGUCUGGAUUAAAUGGGCAGCAGUGCCAAGAGCAGCCACACCCACACGCUCACCUAUGCGCCCUCUUUGACUUCGCCCUUGAAAUGAUGCACGUAGUGGACGAUUUUAACAAAAACAUGUUGGGCUUCAAGUUUAAGCUGCGAAUCGGCUUCAACCAUGGACCCCUGACUGCUGGUGUCAUCGGCACAACAAAGCUGCUCUAUGACAUAUGGGGUGACACGGUCAACAUCGCCAGCCGCAUGGACAGCACUGGAGUUGAGUGCCGCAUACAAGUUAGCGAAGAGAGCCACUGUGUGCUCAGCAGAAUGAACUACGCCUUUGAUUAUCGCGGCACUGUAAACGUGAAAGGGAAAGGGCAGAUGAGGACUUACCUGUUUCCCCAAAUGAACGAGGGCGGAAUAGGGUCCACACAAAGCCUGGAAGGCCAGGUGGACAGUUUAGAGCCUAGCACACUUGCCAAUACAACAACGCCAACACACGCUGCACCACUAAUCCCUCCAUCCAACUCUCCCAAUGCUGCCUCUAUCAGUGGCCACGGUGUGCCUCAGGGUCCUGUAUUAGGCCCGUCUCAGAUUACUAAGGAUGCUAUUUCUGUCCCUGAGCUCAAGGAAAAGGAUUACAACAGUCCUUAUCAAGCACCAUCGCUAAGUGGUACACAACCUUCCUCAAUAGCACAACUGUACGCGCCGCUAGCCAGACCAGAGACACCUUUACAAGGAGAGGAAGAUGAAGCAGAUGAGCGUACAAAGCUCAGGGCAGUGGAGUGAAUUAAACGUCCUCCCCACCUCAGCUGACCAGCAGUCCUUCCUCAAGAACAGUUCAUAUCAACGUCUUUUUAAGGGGCUUUUCUGAUCACAACUGUUCCAAUGAGUAGCAUUAGCCUGCAUUUGGAAUAUGCGUUGAUAAUUGGAGAAAUGGGUGCGCUGAGCAUCUGCUGUGUGGAUCACAGUGUAGCACAGAAGGGAACGAGUGGGGUUCAUUUUUCUGAUGUUCUCAAAUUAGUUUUUUGGUUUUGUUUAUAAAGUGCCUUCACAAUAUCUACGAUCACUCGAAUGAACAAAUCAAUGAGAUAUUUAAACAAAUAUAUCAGCGUGGCUUUUGGAAAUAUGUGGAUGGGGGACGCAAAAAUUGUAACGUGUUACACCUCUUAUGCCAUAUUCACUUUAUUUCAGUGUAUACUUCAGACAAGGUGAUUGAUAAAACGCUAGUUGCUAAUGUAUUAUGGAGAUUCUAAAGAAACAUACAGCAUAUUUGUUUCACUUUCACUUUCAAAUAAAACCAAGGAAAGACAAGGGAGGAUAGAUAAACAACGGACACUUCUAUUUACAAAGCCUACAUUUAAUAUCCGAUUUAUCUGACAGCAACCAAUGUAGCUUUUAUCAAUGGGAGGUAAAAGAGGCUCGCGCACAAUAGCAACCUGAACUCGUAAAAUUAGUAAAAUGGCACAAUCGGCCUUGUGUUUAAACAAUCAAGAUGGCCAAAAUCACGCUGUGUGCUCUCGUUCUCCACUUUAUUAGAGGAAGAUGAAUGCAUUUGGAAGUUUAGAACAAGUUUGGGGGUUCGGAACAUUUUUCGGAGCCUCUAACCUUAAUUUCUGAGCACAAUUAUGACCUAUAAGGGAAUAUCCAAAUUUUUCAAACAAGUAUGGCACUUAUAAUAUUUGGAUGGAGAAGGAAUUACUAAAUUAUUCACUAAUUGAGGCCUUCGAUGAAGCGUGAACCCAUUUUGUAGCUGAAUUGUUUAUUAAUGCAUUGACUAAUAAUUGACUUCAUUCAGUGCCUCAACUUUUCCUAUCAGAAUCAGUCAUUCUCCACUGUGAUCAUGCCAGCAGAGCAUAAGUUGGAAUCGCCAUUGGUAGCAUUAGCCUGCAUUUGGAAUAUGUGUUGAUAAUUGGAGAAAUGGGUGCGCUGAGCAUCUGCUGUGUGGAUCACAGUGUAGCACAGAAGGGAACGAGUGGGGUUCAUAUUUCUGAUGUUCUCAAAUUAGUUUUUUGGUUUUGUUUAUAAAGUGCCUUCACAAUAUCUACGAUCACUCGAAUGAACAAAUCGAAGAGAUGUUUAAACAAAUAUAUCAGCGUGGCUUUUGGAAAUAGGUGGAUGGCGGACAUAAAAAUUGUAACGUGUUACACCUCUUAUGCCAUAUUCACUUUAUUUCAGUGCAUACUUCAGACAAGGUGAUUGAUAAAACUCUAGUUGCUAAUGUAUUAUGGAGAUUAUAAAGAAACAUACAGCAUAUUAGUUUCACUUUCACUUUCAAAUAAAACCAAGGAAAGACAAGGGAGGAUACAUGAACAACGGGCACUUCUAUGUACAAAGCCUACAUUUAAUAUCCGAUAUGUCUGGCAGCAACCAAUGUAGCUUUUAUCAAUGGGAGGUAAAAGCGGCUCGCGCUCAAUAGCUACCUGAACUCGUGAAAUUAGUAAAAUGGCACAAUCAGCCUUGUGUUUAAACAAUCAAGAUGGCCAAAAUCACGCUGUGUGCUCUCGUUCUCCACUUUAUUAAAGGAAGAUGAAUGCAUUUGGAAGUUCAGAGCAUAUUUUUUGGAGCCUCUAACCUUAAUUUCUGAGCACAAUUAUGACCUAUGAGGGAAUAUCCAUAUUUUUCAAACAAGUAUGGCACUUAUAAUAGUUGGAUGGAGAAGGAAUUACUAAAUUAUCCACUAAUUGAGGCCUUCGAUGAAGCGUGAACCCAUUUUGUAGCUGAAUUGUUUAUCAAUGCAUUGACUAAUAAUUGACUUCAUUCAGUGCCUCAACUUUUCCUAUCAGAAUCGGUCAUUUUUCACUGUGAUCAUGCCAGCAGAGCAUAAGUUGGAAUCGCCAUUGAUUUGAUCAAUCACCUUGCACUUAUGAUACCCGUUCACUCCAUUUCCUUGAGGAAGAUGGGUCACCAUAGUCUGCAAGCAGCUUCAAUUCAAACAUCAAUCUCAGCCUUUUUUGAGUGCGCCAAUUCUGUUGGAAUUUUAAUAGCAGCUCUAACUUCAUUUUUUUACCCAGAAUAGUUGAUGUUUUCAGAUUGUGCCUGCUUUACUUGCUGAUUUUUUUAGUCUGGAUGGAUUCAGAACACUAGAGAUAAAUCUGCAGUAUAUCUUCCGAUGCGUCUUACAUUUCAGUCAACUAUCAAGCGAAGCCAUUUUAGCUUCUCACAGCAAGUUGGAUCAGUAUCAUGUAUUAAGAAUAAGCUGGGCUCUGAGAUUUAAGGAAAAUCCACCCUCCUCAUUUUGUUUACAGAGCAAUCACUAGUUUUCCUUUUAAAAAAGAAUCCAGUGCCUUAUGUUGCCUUCUUUUUUCCUCAUUCGUAAUACCAGAUUGCUUUCAAAAUAUAGGGACAGCUUUCACAAUAGUAUGUUAUUGUAUAUUAAUAUUAUUAUUAUUAUUAUUUCCUUUUUGAUGUGAAUUAUAAUUCCAGGCUCUCUCUCUUUUUUUUAAUGUACACUGUGUAUCUUUAAAUGGAACUUUUCGGGAUGGAAAAGGGAUUUUUGCUGUUAAUUGUGCACUGCUUUUCAGCCAUUCACCUAUUGAGUUAUUGUAUCACUCCAUUGGCAAAAGGAGCUCAGUGUUGACAGUAUUGAAUUACUUGUGCAUAAUGUAUGUUGUUUUGUAUUAAAUGCAUUCAUAUUUAUUGGGGCUGUGCAUGGAUCGGUGCUCACCCACAGAGCCUAAUAUUAAAAAAGGGCAUAUUUAUGAAAGCGAGCCACUUAAAGAAGGGAACGACACACGGGACGCCUAGUUUCAACAUAACAAGCAUCUAUUUUAGUCCUCGGCUCUGAAAAAUUCUGCUAAUUGUUUUAAUGCCUUUUCUGUAGGUUUUCUGCAUUUUAGUUUUGCAAUUCUUAAAGUUUAAUAUGAAUCAGUGUUUUUAUUUUUUGGCUCUUCACUUCUUCAUUUUAUUUUGUCGAUGGUUAAAUCCUAAGUGCAUAGGCGAUAUGUUUGAGGACAAAUCUAAAAUGCACAUAACCGAUUUGUUGUGGUGCUCGAGUGUUAAAGAAAUGUGCCCUUAAAUAUGAUUUCACAUGCUUUUAAUAACUGUGUAAUAAUUAUUUAGGCUUUUUUUUGUGUUGGGAAUAUGUGUAUACCAAAGAAUUUAAAUCGUGUGGGCAGAAACUGCAAGACAGAGCUGUGGAAUGUGGACAAGAUGUUGUUUUUUUUUCUCCCUUUUUUCUUCUUUUUCCUCAGCAGCACAUGUUCCUCGAUGUUCUUAUGCACAAGAAACACAGCGGGUAUUGAUUUAUAGCCAUUAUAUUCAGGCAAAAAAAAAAGCAUAAUCUGUAUACAUUUGCACAGUGCACUCACUUUGUAUGUACAUAUCAUUUAUUGUUUUAUCUGAUUUUUAUUUUUCAGAAUUGAUAAUACAAUGCGCAUGUGCCAGAUUUCAAGAGUAGAGAAACAAAGAAAUGAAUUCAGAAA